AUGGGUUACAUCGAGGGCUUCACUACUCAAACAGCAAAGGCACCAUAUGAUAAUGUAGACGGAAAAGGAAACUUUUGGGUUCCGCAUCCCGAUCUCCUGACAGCCCUCGCCCAGACCCCGAAAGUCCAGAUAUCGUCGAACCGUGGGGAUAUCCAAGGCGGCAUCAAAUGUUUGGACCGAUUUUGUGACUGUCAUAAGUAUAUUCAGGUCCAGGCGUCUAUGCUUGUGGUAGGCGUACUCUACUAUUUGUAA
Talaromyces rugulosus is the source of this 252-nucleotide messenger RNA. RefSeq lists its product as uncharacterized. Bases 1 to 252 code for a protein of 83 amino acids. NCBI's taxonomy places the organism in Eukaryota, Fungi, Ascomycota, Eurotiomycetes, Eurotiales, Trichocomaceae. The record is from RefSeq and is a predicted model, not a curated record. The transcript is spliced from 3 exons.